UCAAAGCGGUGAACCAGUGCUUUCCCCCAAAACGAAGCUGGCAAACUUGUGAAAUACGAAACCCCGGAAAAUAGAGCAAAUUCGAGCAUGGAGGGUCAGGGCACCAGUCGUCAGUUCUCCGGCAGCCCAGGGAGCAGCUUCAGCGGGGAGGCCUCCAAGCUGGGACUCCUGGCCCGGCUGGACCGCCUGCUCCGCCGCUGGCUGCCUGGAUACAGUUUCAUUCGCGGCAAGCGUCGCUCCUCAUCGGAGACCUCGAUGGCCGGCGAAUCCUCCCAGAGCAACCGGCGGGCAUACGGACGUAGGGGCAGGCGGGGCGACAGGCAGGAGGUCUACCUGGACACGGGCAUUGCCAAGUCGGAGUUCUGCGUCCAGCUGGAGACCCUGCUGCGCAACAAGCUGCUCAAGAAGCAGCAGGAACUGGCCUUGGAACAGCAGGAGAGGAGCCGCGAGAAGGAGCGGGUGCUCAGCAAUCCCCUCGAGCACCAGUAGAUCCCUGUUCUAAAGUUAAUUUUUCAUUUCUAUAUGUGCAUAUAUAUUUUUCAUAGCAUCAAUCAAUCA
Drosophila suzukii is the source of this 558-nucleotide messenger RNA. RefSeq lists its product as uncharacterized. The record is from RefSeq and is a predicted model, not a curated record. NCBI's taxonomy places the organism in Eukaryota, Metazoa, Arthropoda, Insecta, Diptera, Drosophilidae.